Molecule: messenger RNA, 1401 nt
Organism: Gossypium raimondii (Peruvian cotton)
Lineage: Eukaryota; Viridiplantae; Streptophyta; Magnoliopsida; Malvales; Malvaceae
Product: UDP-glycosyltransferase 72E2
Exons: 1
Coding region: 28-1401 (457 amino acids)
Molecular function (GO): UDP-glycosyltransferase activity
Source: RefSeq, a predicted model, not a curated record
CAUGUUGCCCUGCUAGCCAGCCCUGGCAUGGGACAUCUCAUUCCUAUCAUUGAGCUUGGCAAACGAAUGGUCAGUCACCAUGAGUUUCAUGUCACUAUCUUUUUCGUUGCAAGUGAUCAUGCCUCGAUCACAUCCCUUCUCAAAUCGCCAACUCCCCAUAAUCUCGACAUCGUUGCACUCCCUUUCGUGGAUAUCUCGGGCCUCAUCGAGCCUAACACACAUCUAGUGACAAAACUGCUCGUCAUCAUGCGAGAGUCGUUGCCGAGCCUUCGGUCUUUGAUUGCCGCUAUGAAGAUUCGCCCCACGGCUUUGAUUGUGGACAUGUUUGGAGCCGAUGCUUUUGAGAUAGCCCAAGAGUUUGGAAUGCUUAAGUACGUGUUCGUCACUACUAACGCAUGGUUCCUGGCCGUCAUAUUCCAUUCGUCAAGCCUUGACAAACAGGUCAUCUUGGAGGGGCAUGUUAAGGGCCAAAAGCCGUUGAAAAUUCCAGGUUGUAAGUCGCUUUUUUUCAAGGAUACUCUUGAAUCGUUGCACGACAUCGAUAGUGUUGAUGAAUCCGAAUUUAUUGGAACUAAAAUGACGAAGAGUAAUGGGAUCUUGAUCAAUACUUGGCAAGAUCUUGAGUCUUCAACCAUUGAAGCACUUAGGGAUAACAACUACUUGGGGGGACUUAUUAAGGUUCCAAUUUAUCCUAUCGGUCCACUGGUCAGACAAGAGGGAAAGCAAGUUUUAGAUAAACAAGUAAAACAGUGGCUGGACAAGCAACCAAUUGAAUCGGUCAUUUAUGUUUCGUUUGGCAGUGGGGGGACUCUAUCAGCCAAACAAAUGACUGAGUUAGCUUGGGGUUUAGAGCAAAGCCAGCGAAAAUUUAUUUGGGUCGUUCGUCCUCCAUCAAACAAUGCUCUUGGGAGCUAUUUCACCAUAGGGAAAACCGAUGGGGAUGGAACCCCAGAUUACUUGCCCCAAGGGUUUUUCACUCGAACCAAAGACAUUGGCUUGGUAAUCCCAAUGUGGGCGCCUCAAGCACAGAUCCUAAGCCAUCCUUCGGUGGGUGGGUUUUUAUCUCAUUGCGGAUGGAAUUCAACUUUAGAGAGUAUUACAAAUGGGGUGCCGAUGAUUGCAUGGCCGCUUUACGCAGAGCAAAAAAUGAAUGCUGCAAUGCUAACUGAGGAUUUCGAGAUUGCUGUUCGACCAAAGGUGUCGACGACUGAGGAAAUCGUAGGAAGGGGGGAGAUUGAGGGGAUGGUGAGGAUGAUGAUGGCGGAUAAGGAAGGGCAUGCAAUGAAGAACAUAGUCAAGGAAUUGAAAGAAAAUGCAGAGAAGGCUUUGGACAAAGGCGGCUCGUCUUACAAUUCUUUGUCUCAAGUAGCCCAAGAUUGCUUGCACCACCUCCAAGUAUAA